AGCGUUUCGUCGCCGGUUGCGCGCGCGUUGUCCCGUUCCUCGGCCGCGCUGGGGCUGGGAUAAGGCCCCUCUCGCGCUCGUUCAUGUAUAUAUACACACAUCCCGAUAGUAUAGUUGUCAUAACAUAACCGGUGUUUAUACGAGAACGCGAUUUCAUUUAUUGUACGCAUGUACGUACAGCAAAAAAACAACAAGCAACAACGAUUAUCGAGCCAAUUGAAAGGGUUUCUCGGAUUAAAGCGAAAAAUUUUGCUCGUAAUUGCCCCGUGUGAGUCGUGCUGGCCAUGUGAGUGCGUGCGCGAGUGUGUAAUACUGUGGCUGUUUUAUUUUACUUUUUUUGUGUUUUUGUUUUUGAUUCGAUUUUGGUUGAUGCGUAAGUGCCGAUUGACCAUUUGAUCCGAUCGCUUUUACAUGAAAAAAAAUAAAAGAAAUAAUUUCGAUUCGACGAGUGUGCGUUUGUUUUGAAACACGGUGCGCGGAACCUCGAGAAGAAAAGAGUCGAAUGUGCACAUUGGCACACGAUCCUGCGAUAUCACUCGACCGUGAGGAUCGUAACACAUAUAUUGUGCUUGGAGAGGUGUCUCUCGAUUCUAACGAGCUCGUGGGCGCCCCGUGCCGUGAUAAAAAGUUUGUAAAUACACACAAACGAGGCUCUGUCCUGCUGCUGCUGCUGAUCGUGCGAAGGAGGCAGCCACCAGCCACAGCCACAUGCGUGCGUACGUGCUCGACGAUCAAUUAUUGAUAUUGUUGCUGCUGGCAAAAAGUCGCCCAUCGAUAGUCGCCAGCCAAGGAUGUCGACGACCAGCCGCAACCUACCUUUAUUAUUGCGAUAUCGCGUCGCAAUCGUAGUCAGACCUGCGAGGAGAGAAUAAAAAAAAUGAAAUUCAUCAGCAACGCGGCGAUGGCCACCGAAGAUCACAAAUCGGCCUCGUGUCGUUGCCGCUGCUCCGUUAUCACAGCGGCGGUGGCCGACGACGACGCUACUACUACUACUACUACUACUAGCGGCGGCUCACAUCGCUGCUCCCGUUAUCGUUCCUAUCGCCGCUCGUGCAGCUGUCAACGCGGAGGAGGAGGAGGACUAUUAUCAUCGCGGCCGCCUCGCUAUAAAUACCGCUAUCACGGAGUAGCAGCAGCCGCGCCGUCGCUGCUCCUGUUUCUGCUCCUGCUGCUGCUGACAUUGCAGACGCUCGGAGAAGCGGCAGCAGCGACGACUCCGCACCAACAAAAUGGGCCCGGAGCAGGAAUUUAUGGCCAUCCGCAACUGCUCGGCGCAUCUUCCUUAUCAUUAUCAUCAUCGAGCUCGAGAACGAGUCGAGGAACCGUCUCGACAGCCGGUCGUCUCGGCCUCGACCUUGAGGUCCGACCACGAGGCCCGAUAAUUCUAGGCCCGGGCGCUCGGCGCAGCGUCACCCUGACCUGCCAAGCCGGUGCUGCCGUCGAUCUGCACGACGUACGAUGGAUAACCGAGGACGAUGCCAAUGCUGGCGGCUACAGUAGCAGCAGCAACAGCGGAGGCACGAGUAGCAACAACGCAACAACGGAGGAGUCGUCUCUUUGCCAUCAAUAUCCAACGGCUCGUUGCACAAUAGUGCACGGUGGCUCGUUACGUGUACACAAGAAAAAGGAUCGGCCGAGCGCGUCGCUGUCCAACGAAGAAGCAGCUGCGACCGACAAGGCGAUAUUUCGAUGCGUCGCGCACACGUCUUUCGGCGAGUUUAUGCAAUCCCCGCCUAUAACUGUUUACUUUGCUCAACUCUCGCACGCAUUCAAAGAAUCUCCAAAAGACUCAACAGUUAGCCAAGGCGAAGUGGCUAGAUUAUCCUGCUCGAUCGACAGCGUGCCGUUUCCUCCCAAUGUGACGUGGCUCCACGACGGCCAGAUCAUUUCUCAGGAUCAUCCGGAUAAUAAAUACGCUUUCUCGGCGUCGCGGGGUGUCCUGUUCGUGAGCUCGGUCGAGCCAUCCGACGCCGGCGCGUACCGCUGCUCGGCCAGCAACGAGCACUCCAAGGAGCAGCGCGACAGUCCGGACGCGCGACUCACCGUGCUCGAGCGGCCGGAGCCCCGAGCCCCGGCGCUCUAUCCGCAAUCGGCUUACGAGCACGCCGUUCUCAACGGCAGCGAUCUGACCCUCGUUUGCGCAGCUUCCGGUUAUCCGACUCCGGCGACCACUUGGACACUCCUGAGAACAGAUAAAGGAAACAUUAAGAGACUCAAGCUAUCGAGUUCAAGCUCGGGUUUAGCUAUUUUAAAACUCAGCAAAAUUACCACUGCCAGCUCCGGUGUUUAUGUUUGUUCAAUGGUUAAUCAGGAUAACGACACGACUGAAUCUCAGAAUGUUACCGUGGACGUGCUGGUACCACCGACGAUAAUCAAAAAGCCCGCAGAUUUGGUUCAUCCAAAUGGCAGAACCGCCAGAUUCGAGUGUCAAGCUCAUGGAUAUCCUACGCCGCACAUCUAUUGGCUUAGAAAUGCGCAAAAUGUCACGUUCAAUGGACGAACGACCAUGUACAAAAAAGAUUCGAACAAAGUAGAAUUAGCAGUUUCGGCCACAGUUCCUUCGGACUCGGGUAUCUAUCAGUGCGUAGCCGUUAAUGCGGCCGGUGAAGCUUCAGCCGCGGGUCGGUUACAAGUCAAUUCGUCGCGCAACAGUCCUGACGCGCCAACGUCAUUAAAAUGCGAGGCCCGAUCGCCCACCAAAAUGUACAUAUCAUGGGAGCGACCAAAGUUACUACCGUUCACUGAUAUCACUGCCUACACCGUUCACUACAGGCCACUGGAUGGUGGCAAAGAAGAAGUCACUCCUCCCGAACCGGGAAAUUCGACGUCGGUUGAAGUAUCGAAACAUUUGGAGCCUUUUACGAAUUAUACUUUUUACGUGCGCUUGUGGAACAACCACGGCGCCAGUGAUCAAUCUUCAACCAUUACUUGCUCUACCGAAGAGAGCGUUCCAAAAAUUGUUCCAAAGACUCAUGUGCGUGUCAUAAGUAGCACUAAAGUGUACGUCACAUGGAAACCACUUACUAAAAAAGAAGCCCAAGGAAUUGUGACACAGUACAAACUCGAAUGGAAACAAUCAAAACGACAUUCUGUCAACUCACUGAUUUUACCUUCCAAUGUUGAUUCAAAACUAUUGACAAAUUUGAUUCCUGGAGAGCAAUAUGAUUUCCGCGUUCUUGCUCGAACUCGAGCAGGUUGGUCUAGCUUUAGCGAAUCACCAAUUGGAUGGCUAACUAUAACAAUUCCAACUUCGCAAGAUUUAAUACAAGCCCAGAUUUCAAUGGUUGAAUCGCAAUCUUUAAAGCUUUUAUGGAGCGUGAAAGAUCCAAUAUUGGAAUACACAUCGUGGAAAAUUCAUAUUGAAAGCCAAGAUCGAUCUUUAAGUAGCUCCAUUGAAUUGCCUAAAAAUGUUUCUGAGUAUAUCUUUACGAAUUUGAAAUUUCACGUUCCGUACGACUUCAAAUUGUGUGCUAUAUAUAAAAAUGAAAUUGUUCAGUGUAUUACGAAACGUGCAGAUUUAAGUGAAACUUCAGAAAAUAACAUACCAAAAUUAUUAGAAGCUAUUUCUGUAUCUUCCACUUCGAUAAGUUUAAGCUGGUUACCCGCAAAACUCAAUGUUAUCGAAAGUUAUGAAUUAUGUUACCAUGCUAUAAAUCUUGAAAAUCAAACUGUAACCUGCCUUUCACUGAGCAAUACCUCGCAUAUCGUAGUGAAAAAUUUGAAACCCUACCAUUUGUAUGAAUUUAAAGUGCGAGUAAUAAGUAAUGACACUGAAAAAAAUAACUUCAGCGAAAGAGUUACAUGUUACACCAAUGAAGAUGUUCCAGGAAAGAUAGAAAAUAUUGAAUGGUCCCAAAAGAACAAAUCUACUAUUCAUGUUACGUGGCAAAAACCAUCAGAACCAAACGGCGUUAUAAAAAGUUAUGAAGUAGCUUAUACUUCUUCUCCAAAAUUGCCUCAAGCAGCUUGGAAUAACAUAACGAUUGACGGAAAUAUUACAAGGGUCGAUUUAACGGGUUUAUUACUUGGUAAAAAAUAUUCUGUGAUAAUUCGCGCUGCAACUAGAGCUGGCCUUGGCAGUUUUUCCAAUCCUAUUGAAGUAUUUACUGUUAUUUCAACAUCUGAAUCUAAAUCUUUCGAUGAGGCCAAGCCAGUAUAUACAUUUACCAAUGAAACAAAACUUGGAGUAUUAUUUGGAUUGGGUAUAAGUUUACCAACUUGCAUAUUAAUUUGCCUGAGUACUUAUUACUGUCGUAGAAAAUAUGAAAACCGACGUUUGUCAAGAGAGUCGGCUCAAUCUUUGAAAAACGUUAGACAAACCAUUAUUGGACGUACGAGCCUUUGUUGUGCUGAUAGAUCUUCUUCAUCUUAUGAUCAAACAACUAUGCCCAGUAUCACUACCAAUGAAAUUGAACUUGCCGAAAUGUAUUCUGAUUCAAAGGGUCUGUCUAUCACUGAAGGAAUUGAACCAUGUGUGAAGGUCCCUUUAUUGAGUCCUUGGGAAAUCAAUGGAAUUAGAAAAGAUUUGAAUAUAACCGAGAAUCCCCAGUAUAAAUUAAAAUCAAUCAUCGAGCAAAACAACAUUAACACUUCGAUGGAUCGAAAUGACACUCAAAUAACACAGUGUAGCGUGGAAAGUUUAAACAAUAACUGCGCAAGGACUCAUAGACCACCUGUGCUUGAACCUAAUGGUUGAGCUCGAUAAUCUAGUUCCUUGAAUAACAAAGACGUGUCGUUUUGAGUUGAGUACCAACUUUGAUAAAUUGUACUUUAUUCCUCAUAGAAUUAAUCCUAAGAAAUGUUGGAUAUAUGAAAAAGCUUACUUUAAAUUGUAUUCUUAGGUUUUUGUCGUACGCUUUAGGCAUUUUGCUACUUAUAUAAUUAUUGAUGUGUAUUUUAACGAGUCAGACUGAUGAUUCCUGUCGUAGACUAUUGCUAUAACUCCUGCAACAGAAAUUUUUUAUACAAAGCUAUAUUUUCAAUAGGUCUUGUAGAUACAACACCAGCCCUGUUAUUACAUUGAUAAACACAACCAGUGAGAUUUAAUUUAAAAUGAUAAAAGUAAUCGUUAUUAACGAACAUUGCAACAAGGACACACUGACAUUGUUUUUCGAUGAAUGAUCUAAUGCUAAGUUUUCCUAUAACGUUCUUAUAAAGGGUUGUAGGUAUUGUUAAACGAGCUCAUAAUGCUUCGUUUCACUAAUUGAGGAGAGAAUAUUACGUUUAUUACGAAAAACUUUAAAAGAUAUAUUUUGUCCUCUGAAAUGAUUUUAAUCUGCAAAUGAUCUUUGCGGAAGGUUUUUUUAUUUAUAAAUAUUUAUUUAAGAUGACGCAGGGCGUAAUCGUAACUAUAUUCAUAAUGGGAAUGUAUGAGCUCGAUCGUUAGUUUUUUUUUCUUUUAUUCUUCGACUGGUGAGAUACAAACUUGUUACAUUCGCAUUUAAAAAACCGAAGUUAAUAAUCCAUACACUUUGUUUUUUUUUAUGGUUGAUAAUAUAAUUAUAUAAUACCAUGUAAAUAAUACCAGACUGGUGCACGUUACCAUGACAGAGAUGUGUAAUGAAAGAGAAAACCAUAAAUGUAAAACCCAAUACUGUACCUGAUAUUAGAACAUAAGUUACCCUAUACAUAUAAUAAUUUCCAUGAACAAAAAUACCUACAAACGUUGGUAGCACCGUCAUGUCAGAGUUUUCAUUAUUUUUUCAAUUAUUUGAA
Messenger RNA from Trichogramma pretiosum, 5715 nucleotides. RefSeq names its product protogenin B-like. The coding region runs from base 878 to 4696 and encodes 1272 amino acids. Gene Ontology annotation, molecular function: protein binding. Lineage: Eukaryota; Metazoa; Arthropoda; Insecta; Hymenoptera; Trichogrammatidae. The record is from RefSeq and is a predicted model, not a curated record. The transcript is spliced from 16 exons. Gene Ontology annotation, biological process: cell-cell adhesion.